Molecule: messenger RNA, 934 nt
Organism: Eublepharis macularius
Lineage: Eukaryota; Metazoa; Chordata; Lepidosauria; Squamata; Eublepharidae
Gene: C9H12orf60
Product: chromosome 9 C12orf60 homolog
Exons: 3
Coding region: 152-934 (260 amino acids)
Source: RefSeq, a predicted model, not a curated record
AUUUUGGAUGGAACAUGUACAAAUGGAAUAAAUAGGAAAAGACAGGAUGGAAGAAAGCUAUUCAUCAUGUAUAUGAGAAUUUGACUGAGGACCAACAUGAACUGAACUCAAACAAUCUGACAUAAGCAGUGUGGGAUCUCCCUUUUUGGAAAUGCUGUCCUUGUUUGGUGCAGAGAAGGAUAAGCAGCGGCUGUGUAAUGCUAGCCGUGUUCUGUAUGACUGUGUCUACAUCUUCGUCUCUUCCACCAACACCAUGUUCCGAAUGCUCAACCAGUACCUUGGGACUGAAUUUCCCAACAUUGUUGUGAGGGAAAACCUCAGCAUCAAGGAGAACCUUCAACUUCUGGUGAGUGCUCUGAAAGACAUGCAGGAGACAGUGGAGUUGAAGGAUAAGGAUGUCCAGCAGCUUAUCAGCAGCCCAUUGUAUGCUAAGAUAAUUCGACCUGCUUCCCCCAUGGAUGAAAGAAUUAAGCUUGUGAAGGAGAUUUAUGGCCUUUAUAAGGGAUCUUUUGCAAUGAUCUGUGGUCCCAUUGCUGCAGUCUUACUGAAAAAUGGUAAUCUCCCUGAACAACUACAGUCUGCCUUGCGGGAAUUAGUGAACUCUCCUGUGAUGACUCUUCGAGUUGGUGAUCUUCUCAUGACCCAUGAUGAAAUUGCUAAAGCUCUUCCAGAGCCCAGCACUACUUCAGAACGUACAGCUGUGCCACCUGGCACAAAGACUCGCAGUCCGUCUAUGGUGCCUUCCACAAAUUACUCACUUACCAGCUUCAUACAGGUAGUUCUCCGGGGACAAACACCCAAGAACAGCUUUGAAUUAGCUGCAGAUUGCUUGGAAAAUGCUGUUAAGGUAUUGAAGCCCGCUUGUGAAAAUUUCCAAAGUGUUGUUAAGAGGGCUGAAGAAUACGUCACACUGAUCAUCGACAAAUUGCAGUGA